Fukomys damarensis (Damara mole-rat) is the source of this 2593-nucleotide messenger RNA. RefSeq names its product GINS complex subunit 2 (gene Gins2). NCBI's taxonomy places the organism in Eukaryota, Metazoa, Chordata, Mammalia, Rodentia, Bathyergidae. Gene Ontology annotation, biological process: double-strand break repair via break-induced replication; DNA replication. The record is from RefSeq and is a predicted model, not a curated record. Gene Ontology annotation, cellular component: nucleus; GINS complex. The coding region runs from base 245 to 730 and encodes 161 amino acids. The transcript is spliced from 5 exons.
GUCCAACGGGCGAGGCUAGGCUGACGCUCAGCCUCGCUCGGAAUCGCCAAUCCGAGUGGUCGUAACAAGAGCGGUCUGCGCCUUCCGCCGCCUUGCGGAGAGUGAGGCGUUCCGAUUGGCCAUCCGAGGCUGUUUUCCGGCCGGGGGCGGAUCCCCUACCGUGGCGGGAAAAGCGGCGGCCGCGGCGCCAAUUCCGAGACGCUAAGGGAGUUUUCGGGGUUCCCUGCUGGCGUGUGGCGUCGCCAUGGACGCGACCGAGGUGGAGUUCUUGGCGGAGAAGGAGCUGGUUACCAUCAUCCCUAACUUCAGCCUGGACAAGAUCUACCUGAUUGGGAGGCAGAAGUGUCGCCUGCUGCCGCCGCCCUGGAUGGACGCCGAAAAGUUGGAGAAGAUAAGGGAUCAUGAACGAAAGGAGGAAACUUUUACCCCAGUGCCCAGCCCUUACUACAUGGAACUCAGCAAACUCCUGCUAAAGCAUGCUUCAGACAAUAUUCCCAGAGCAGAUGCAAUCCGGACCCUGAUCAAAGAUCUGUGGGACACACGCAUGGCCAAGCUCCGGGUGUCUGCUGACAGCUUUGUGCGGCAGCAGGAGGCACACGCCAAGCUGGAUAACUUGACCCUGAUGGAGAUCAACACCAGCGGGGCCUUCCUCACAGAGGCGCUCCGUCACAUGUACAAGCUGCGCACGAACCUCCAGCCUUCGGAGAGCACCACGUCGCAGGACUUCUAGAGCAAGGCCUGUGGUGGCGGUGGAGGGAGGGCUGGCACCUGCCUCCUGGAGGACUGCUGGGUGAUGCGCCUGCUCAGGGUGUGACAGGUACUCACAGUUCAAGAGUUCUGGACACAUUUUUGAACGUGUGAAAAAAGUGUAAUGCUCUGGGAGUGAAUUUUAAAAACAGGUGAGAAAGCAACAAACUUGUGAAUAACGUACAACACUCAGCUCCCUUGGAUGGUCAGUUCCCCACUCGAUUCUAGGAGCCAGCUUUUCUGCUGUGGGGUAAAGGAAGAAGCUUUAGGCGAGAAAGUUCUCCCUAGCCAAGCUGUGGGUCUCCUGUGUGGAAAUGCCAUGCAUGGUGAGUUUUGGUGGAUACAUAGGAGUGAUGCUGUGGCUGGGGGCUUCUCCCUUUCUCCGUUCCGGUUUUGUGGCUAGAGUUAGCAUCUUGUAGAUGUGGCUCACACAGAAGGGUGGCUGACGAGGGGCUGGUGAUGCUGACCAUUGUUUAUCAUCCAGGUCCCAAUCCAUAAUAAAAAUGUGAUCAGCUUGAAUCUGUUCGGUUUCUGUCCUGUAUAACUGCUGAGUAAAAGGAGCACACUCUGUGGCCAAGAUGGUCCCCUAAACGGAAACGAUAGUGUGCAGCAGUCGACUGGAAACUGCAGGCGACAUUCAGGGUUAUUGCUCAGUCUGGUGCACUUUAUGAAGAGGAAGAUCAGGGAGAAGCUAAUGUAGUGUGGAGUGCAGCUGCAGGCACAGUGCUGGGAAGAGGUGGAACCUCUUCUGCUGCUCUCGAUAGGUACGGGGCAAGUGCUCUUUGUGGUAGACAGCAGCGGCUUCACUCUCCAGUUGUGCAGCUGUAACAUUGUGGAAUUCUUAGGUCCCUUACAGAAAUCACCUUGAGUGUGGUGAUUAUCGUGCCAUGCUGGAGUAGAUUCUGUCACCAGUGAGAUUUUUGACUUAGCACCCAGUGCGUCAGAAGCUGCAUUGAGCUUCACGGGAGCCCUGUGCACACGUGUGGUCCACUUGGUGUAGAGUGAGUGCUUCUGGCAUCUCUCUGGGCUGGCUGCUACCCUGUCUCCAUCAAGCAGAUGCUGGUUACUGUUUGAAUACCAAGCGCCAAACCCAGAGGAACAGGACCAAAAGAUGGGCGCGUCUGUAAUUUAAGGUGCCGUUUGGAGGGCUGCAGGUGACGGGACUUGCCUUUUCACCUCUCUCUUACUCGGAAUCCUUCAGAUUGCAUCGGGGUGUCUUAGGGACAGGGGACUGCGUGCCGCUAAUACAUCCCUCUUGAACUUGAGCCAGUAAGGUACAGCUGAAUGCCUUCCUGUUGCACCUGUGAUGCUGUCUAGUUUAGCUUGCAGGGGCAGGGAGUGUCACAACAUAAAAAGAUUGUCCUCGUAACGUGAUUUAGGAAGAUUUUAUUUUUUGGAUGUCGUCAGAAAUUACAGCAAUAUAUUCAUAAAUACCUAAUUACUACAUUCAACAAAUAAUAUUACAAUACAGUUAAUCCAAACAAGUACACUUAGAACAGGUUUCAUUUCACAGCAUCUAAACUGCCCCCAGAGUGACCGAGGCACUGUUGUCCUCCCUGCCACCCGAGUCUGGGUUUGCUGUCCUAGCAGUGAAGCACAGGGCACACACACAAGUGACACAACCAGUGAACAUGUCUUCCUCAGGUCAGGGCAGAGCCUAGGAGUGUAAGCACCGGAUCAGAAAGUUGGGAGCAGGGUACAGAAGUCGUGAAGUCAAAGCUUGAUUACUGCAAAGAGUACAGAUUGCUUCUAAGUGGCUAAUAUACACUUUAAGGAGGGCCAGGUUUGCGCUAACCAUCUCCAUCUUGUGGUGGGUCCCUGGAAUUGUUUGUGAGAGGGAAGAGGA